Molecule: messenger RNA, 2484 nt
Organism: Dicentrarchus labrax (European seabass)
Lineage: Eukaryota; Metazoa; Chordata; Actinopteri; Moronidae
Exons: 4
Coding region: 153-1448 (431 amino acids)
Biological process (GO): Notch signaling pathway; protein ubiquitination
Source: RefSeq, a predicted model, not a curated record
UGUAUGACACAUGAGGAACAAUGAAGACGACCUAACCCUGAAAGUGAAAGCUGAAAGCUGAAAACAGACGGGCAGACGGACAGACGGACAGACAGAGAGUCACUGUGUUCACACUAACAACAGUAGUUGUAGUUGUAGAGGAGCUCUGCAGUAUGGAGUUUAUCACAGACGUCACUAUCACCAUUGAUGAAGCUGUUUUUGAAAACCCUGGAUCAUUACUGAGAAUUCUUAAGUCUUACAGUCCUGAGAAAAAAGGUUCCAGCUACAAAGUGAGUGGAACCUAUAAAGACGUGGAGAGGCUUUCAACCGAAUUGUCAGCUGCGAGGGACUCCAGUCCUGCUGCACAUGGACGAAUCUGUCAGCAAGAUGAACAGGCUUCAACUCGUGUCAGCUAUGUGGAUGUAUCUGGGGUUGUUAUGGCCUACAUUGAGCAAAAGUGUGAACAAGAACUUAACCGAAUUAAAGGGAAUAGUUUUGUCAUUGAAACACAGCCUGACCUCAGAACAGUACACAAUAAACCCAAUAGCACAGUACGGGUGACUUUUAGACCACGCAAAGGCACCAUACCUGUUCAUGCUGACUUUGUCAGACAGCGAUUCAUCACAUUCUACCAGAGAACUGCCUCCGACCUGCAGGUCACAUCUGUCUCUGUGAGCGCACAUGACCACAAAGACCUGCGGAAGAGGUUUCCACACCUCCUUUUUAAACCAAGCCACCACAACAAAAACAAAGUAACAGUGACUGGGUCUUUUGUGCACAUUGCUAAAUUAAACGAGUUAUUUUUACAAAAUUCACAAAUCUCAAGCAAGAGUCCAGUGAGCAAGAGUCCAGCAGGCACUCAAAGCAGCCGAGCCUCAGGUCCUUCACCUGCACGCAGCAAAGAACCUGAGGAUGAACCAUGUCCAAUCUGUAUGGAGCCAAUAGUGGCAACAGAGAAAAAGACUCUAAACUGCAAGCACUCGUUCUGUAGAGACUGUCUGAAAACAGCUUUCAACUACAAGCCUGUGUGCCCGACAUGUGGACAGCUGUAUGGCGUUUUGAAGGGGACACAACCUGAUGGAGGCAAAAUGGAAGUUACCAGAAAUGCUUCAUCUUUGCCUGGAUAUGAGAAAUAUGGAACAAUAAUCAUCAGUUAUUACAUUCCAAGCGGCACCCAAACGGAGGAGCAUCCUAACCCUGGUCAUCCAUACGAAGGAGCAUCCCGUACAGCCUAUCUCCCAGACUCCUCAGAGGGCAACAAGGUCCUGAAACUGCUGAGACGAGCCUUUGAUCAGAGACUCAUCUUCACUGUUGGUCGGUCCACCACCAGUGGCAGGAGCAAUAUGGUCACAUGGAACGAUAUUCAUCACAAAACCUCAGUAUAUGGAGGACCAACUCACUAUGGAUACCCAGACCCUGAUUAUCUCAGCCGAGUUCGAGAUGAACUGAAGGUUAAAGGGAUUGAAUGACUUUAAGGUUUGUCAACACAUGAAUGUAGAGCUAACACAUGACACAACUAUCUCAAAAGCGUGAUGUACUGACAUCCCACAUUGUAAAAUGCACUCUGACACUACAAACCAGGAGGGAAAUUUCUUUUCACAUUUUUAAUUCUAAUUAUUGUUUAUUGACUUGUUUAUAUUUUAUUGACUUUAUUUGUUUGAAAUAACUCAAUAUGGCUGGGGAGUGAUAUGUCAACAGUUGAUUUUUAUUGGUCUAAUGUAUGUCCUUAAACUCAGAGUUCCCACGUCCUGGAAAACCUGGAACAUCUUGAAAUUGAGAGGCUUGUUUUCCAGUUAUGGGAAUUGAUUAAAAUAACCAAAUAUCCUGGAAAUGUUUGUAUUUUAAGUCCUCACACAGAUCGCCUAUGUAAACCUAUGGUGUGUAUUUUAUUUCUACACGUGUGAUAAUAUAUGCACAGCAAUGUUGAUUGUAUGUGCAAUUACCACUUUAACUUACUGGCAUGUUAUGUAAAAUAAAAUACAUCCUACCUGAUGUGAAUUAAAUGUAAAAUGUAAGAUGUAAAUUAUUGUAGUCAAUUUGCCCAAAACCGCAGCUUAUAUAAUAUAUAUUAUACUUGUAAGCAAGUGCUGUCUGUUAUUAUCAAAAAAAGAGUGGGAACCCUGUAAACUUCAUGAUAUGUAAGUAGUCUAAUUUGGGAGUGAAGCAAAGAGCUAACUGGGCUUGCUUGCUAAAUACAGUAGAUUGUAAAUCAAAAAAUUAUUUCAAUUCACUGUAUUCUGUCAAUGCACAGGUAGUACUGGUAAAAUUAUUUAAUGUUAGGUUGUGGGGAUUUAAAGGUGUUUUAGGUGAAAUCUGUAUUUUGGCUAAAUUCCUGUCAUGGGGGCUGAAAGUAGGGGAUGGGGGUGAUGCACAUGUACACAGGUAUUUAUGGCAGGGAAGAUGUUUUGCCUUGUUUUUAUAAUUUUAUCUGCUAAAACAUUCUAAUAUUUAUGUAAAAUGUUGUUAAUUACUAUUAAAUAGGGUAUAAAUUACCCCCAAAUCUGA